Messenger RNA from Solea senegalensis (Senegalese sole), 1564 nucleotides. Its product is annotated as iroquois-class homeodomain protein IRX-5-like. Gene Ontology annotation, cellular component: nucleus. Gene Ontology annotation, biological process: neuron differentiation; regulation of transcription by RNA polymerase II; cell development. Lineage: Eukaryota; Metazoa; Chordata; Actinopteri; Pleuronectiformes; Soleidae. The record is from RefSeq and is a predicted model, not a curated record. Bases 51 to 1340 code for a protein of 429 amino acids. Gene Ontology annotation, molecular function: DNA-binding transcription factor activity, RNA polymerase II-specific; RNA polymerase II cis-regulatory region sequence-specific DNA binding. The transcript is spliced from 3 exons.
UGUCUCCUCCGCGGCUGCUGCUCUUCGCUUCUGUCCGGUUCCGUUCGGUCAUGGCUUUUCCUCAGAGUUUCCUCUUCCAGCCCUCCGUGUCUCUGGCUCUUCACUCCUCUCCUCCUUCUUCUUCUUCUUCUUCUUCCUCCUCCUCCUCCUCCUCUUCCUCCUGCGCCUCCUUCAGCUCCGGGCUCUUCUUAGGACCGAGGAGGACGGAGCAGCUCGGCCGGUCCUCUUCGGGCUCCGCCUUCGCUCCGUACGCGGCGUCGGCGGCUGUUUCCCCGGGUUUCACCUCACACCUGCCGUUCAGCCCCGGAGGAGGCGGAGGAGGCGGAGGAGGAGGAGAACCGCGGCCCGCCGCCCUCAACCCUUUUAUGACUCCAGGUUAUGACCCGUCCUCCACCAUCUCCGUGUCUUUGGACUACCACCCGUUCGGGCCCCUGGGGGCGUACCCAUACGGAGACCCCGCCUACAGGAAGAACGCCACGCGAGACGCCACGGCCACGCUGAAGGCCUGGCUCGGCGAGCACCGGAAGAACCCGUAUCCCACCAAAGGCGAGAAGAUCAUGCUGGCCAUCAUCACCAAGAUGAGCCUGACGCAGGUGUCCACGUGGUUCGCCAACGCUCGCCGCCGCCUGAAGAAAGAGAACAAGAUGACGUGGACGCCCAGGAACCGCAGCGAGGACGAGGACGAGGAGGACAACAUCGAGCUGGAGAGACAUGAGGAGGACGAGGAGGCGAUGAAGACGAGCAGGGAAGAGACGAAGAUGAAGAGAGAUGAGGCCGCAGGAGACUCCUGUGCUCUGAUGAUCGACGGCAGCAGAAGUGCUGACGCUGACCUCAGCUUCACUUGUCCAGACUUCGCAGAGUCUGUGGACAGGAGACCGCCCCACAUCCCAGGCUCCGCCUCCACAGAGGCCCCUCCUCCAAACAUCACACUCGGUACACUGGACUGCACGAGUCCAACGUCUAAGACGCGUCCAGACUCGUGUGGUGCCAUCCAGGGUCCAAAACCCAAACUGUGGUCGCUCGCUGAGAUCGCCACGUCUUCUGACAAAACAAAAGGAUAUAAUGACUCGUCACAGAGCGGGGGCGCCAGAGAGCAGGAGGCCACCCUCACGCCACGGACCCUGUUCACCCACAGCCCCGCCCUGCACCGACACCUGUACUACACCUCCCCUUUUAGCCCAGGAUUCUCUAACUCCCGCCCCCUGGGGGCGCUGGACGGCAUAAACGGAUUACAGCAGACGAUGCUGCAGCACGCCGAGUUCAUGGCGAGAGACUGUAAACGCCGCAGCGAGAAUCAGCUGGAGCUGCACGAACUCACGAAGGGCAUGACACACGUGUAGAGAGCGACCUUUAAACACAUUUAUUCAAUGGACUGAAGUGAGGAAUUGUGGGAUUUUUUAUUUUUUUGUGACACUUCCUGGAUGUUGAAGAAAAAAAAAACAUAUUUAAACAAAGGACGAAAUAUUCACUUUGACACGUUGACUGUUUUUUCUAUGUUGGUGAGAUGUUAACGUUUGUUCUGCACAAAACACGAGGAAUCAUUAAAAAGAACGUUUUACUGAAA